AAGAUGAAGCUCCCUAACCAAGUCGCGCUGGUAACCGGCGGAGCCAGCGGCAUCGGUCGAGCCCUGGCCCUCGAGCUGGCCAAGGCUGGCGCCCGGGUCUUACUGGCUGAUCUCGACCUAGCCGGCGCCGAGCACACCGCCGAGGUCAUCCGCCGCGACGGUGGGCAGGUCGAGUGUUAUCGACUCGAUGUUACCGACGGCGCGGCCUUCGCGGCGCUGGUGACCGAGGCCAUAGAGCGUCAUGGUCAAAUCGACCUGCUGUUCAACAACGCCGGCGUCGGUGUGACUGGCGAAGUCCGCGACAUGACCUCCCAGGCUUGGGACCGGGUGAUCGACGUCAACCUGCGUGGCGUGAUCCACGGCAUUCAGGCGGUCUAUCCACAGAUGAUUCGCCAGGGACACGGUCAUAUUCUCAACACCGCCUGCGUUGCCGGAUUGGUGCCUUUCCCGAUGACCGCCGCCUACUGCGCGACCAAACACGCCGUCGUUGGCCUGUCGGCGGCGCUGCGCGCCGAGGCGGGGCCGCUCGGGGUGCGGGUCAGCGUGAUUUGUCCCGGUACCGUCGACACCGCGAUGUUCGAUCGCAUCGAAUACUUACGGGUCAACAAGGAGGCUAUGGUCGGCGGCCUGGGGCCGGUGUUGAUGCCCGCCGACCGUUGUGCCCGGGCGAUCCUUCGUGGGAUGUCGCGCAAUCGCUCGAUCAUCCUGAUAACCGGUCACGCUCGCCUGGUAUGGUGGCUCUAUCGGCUGCUGCCGCGGACCUUUCUGGCGGUUUCGGCCGCCGCCUUCCAGCGCCUGCGCAAACGACUACGAGACGCCCCCCAGAAGCCAUGA
Molecule: messenger RNA, 834 nt
Organism: Nerophis lumbriciformis (worm pipefish)
Lineage: Eukaryota; Metazoa; Chordata; Actinopteri; Syngnathiformes; Syngnathidae
Source: RefSeq, a predicted model, not a curated record